This is a messenger RNA of Dentiscutata erythropus, 339 nucleotides long. NCBI's taxonomy places the organism in Eukaryota, Fungi, Glomeromycota, Glomeromycetes, Diversisporales, Gigasporaceae. The record is from the annotation of a GenBank genome assembly.
AUGGACCCACAGAUAAAAGAAUACAUAGACAGUGCAUGCCAAGCAACAGUAUCUACACUAAUAGAAAAGGUAAAGGAACUGAUAAGUCAACAAGCCAAAAACCAAAGGCAAUGGAACGAACGAAUUCAAAAUACUAUGAACGAGCGGUUCAAUAAACUAGAGCAAGUUGGCUUGAUAAAUGAUGGAUCAGAACCGAACAGUAAUCAUGCAGCUGAAGAAGAAAACAACAACCACACGACACCAAUAACAAUAUGUUCACCACCAGAAGCAAGGGACGAUAUCCUACAAGACAAUAGGUAUAGUCCGGAGUUUUGUCACGUGGCUCAGUACAGACUAUAA